AUGGAAGAUACUGGGGAAGACUUCGACAACUUGAUCUGGGACCAAAAUGACGAGGAAUGGGAAAGGGUUCAACCAGAAUUGCGCCAGAGAUCCACCAUCCACCUUGUUGAGGCAUUGGCAUCAGAAAAGUUUGGUUGUCCUUCGACCUGGGUCUCGCCAAUGAAUAUUGGCGGCUUCAAUAUAGUUUACAGACUGCAGGUUGAAUCCUACGCCUCCGAUGUCAUCGUACGGAGGCCCAUUCCCUGCUAUGCUCAGUUCCCAGAAGAAAAGACCUUGAUUGAGGCUGCGACUGCCAGCUAUAUCGAAAAGCAUACUCAAAUACCAGUAGCCUCAGUACUCUUUCACGGCAAAAGCUCAGGACUAGGUCAAUAUAUGAUCAUCAAGCAUGUUCAACACCAGCACUCCAUGUCCACUGCACUCAACGCCACCAACCACGACACCGACCAAACCUUUAUUCUGGACCCUAAUAUUUCGGAAGACUUUCUUGAGGACCUGUACAAAAAAGUCGCAAACUGUUUACUGGAGCUCUCUCAGCAUACCUUUUGUCGCGUAGGAUCUUUGGUCGAGACCAAGGCGGGUUCCUAUACUGUGGCUACUCGGCCAAUUACCCGUGACAUGAACGAUAUGCUUCAACUGGCUGGCAUCCCACCCUCGAUUCUACCGCCGAAGGAUAAGACGUUUGGUACUGCUGACGAAUAUUACACCGAGCUCGCCAAUUUGCAUCUGGCUCAGCUUGUCUUUCAACACAAUGACCUUGUCUCCUCAGAAAAUGACUGCAGAAACAAAUACGUUGCGCGCCAGAUCUUUCGUAAGCUUGCACGGGAGGGCAAACUCUCAAGUUUCGGUUUCAGAGAGGACCACUGGUCAGCACAGUCCAAGACCAACAGCUCGAUUGUGUCGCCCGAGCCUCCUAACACAGACUCUUUUCGACUCUAUUGCGAUGACCUACGAGCGGGUAACAUCCUUCUUGAUAAAAAUGAUAACAUCGCUGCUAUCAUUGACUGGGAGUUCACGUAUGCUGCGCCUAGUCAAUUCUCCCUUGACCCGCCGUGGUGGCUGGUCCUUGAUGCGCCUGAGAUGUGGGACAAAGGUAUCGACGACUGGGUCCAAUUCUACGAACCACGGAUGAGAAUUUGGCUAUCAGCUGUGCAGAGGGCCGAGGCUGAAGCUACUGUGGACUCAACUAAGAGAUCCUUGGAAGUCCCACUGUCGAAAUACAUGCGCGAGAGCUGGGAAACGGGUAGGUUCUGGCUCAGUUACGCGGCGAGAAAGAGUUGGGCUUUUGACGCUCUCUAUUGGAAGUUCUUGGAUGAGAAGUUCUUUGGAGUGAGACCGAGUGACAUCUCAAAGGAUGAGUUAUGGAAGACAAGGCUGUAUCUCCUGAGCGAUGUGGAGAAAGCUGCCAUGGACGUCUUCGUGGAUCGAAAAAUGGAGGAGACAAAAGACCGUAAGCUGGUUGAUUGGGAUCCAGAGGAAGCGAAGGGUCGCCUCGCUGAGGUUCUAUUUGAUUGA
Messenger RNA from Cadophora gregata, 1512 nucleotides. RefSeq lists its product as uncharacterized. The transcript has a single exon. Bases 1 to 1512 code for a protein of 503 amino acids. The record is from RefSeq and is a predicted model, not a curated record. NCBI's taxonomy places the organism in Eukaryota, Fungi, Ascomycota, Leotiomycetes, Helotiales, Ploettnerulaceae.